AAUGUCCAUUUAUUCAAUUUGGUUCCUUUAGGGUGGCUUAGUAAACCAUGGAGGGAUGUACCAAAGAACUCUCAGGAAAAUCUUGAAUUUUUGAAAUCCUACCAGCCUGGAAAUGUCAAAAAUCUCAGAAUUCUGCUUCAUGGACCAGUUGGUUCUGGCAAGUCCAGUUUCAUCAACUCUGUCGACAGCGUUUUACAAAACAGAAUCACUGUUGGAGGUGCAGUAGAUGCAAUCACUGGAGGAAGCAGCUUCACCCAAAAAUACACAACUUACAAAAUCAGCAAAGACCCAGAGGGAUCUUAUUCUUUCGUUUUCAAUGACACCAUGGGCUUUGAGCGAUCAGCUGGACGUGGAGUUCAUGUGGAAGACAUCAAACUGGCCCUGAAGGGACACGUGAAGGACGGUUACAAGUUCAAGCCUGAAGAACCGCUAACAGAAGGUGGUUUCUACAACCCAUCUCCCACUCUGGAUGAUAGAGUUCAUGUUCUGGUUUCUGUUGUUCCUGCUGACACGCUGUCUAUAAUGACGGGAGAAGAUGUGAAGAAGAUGAGAGAGGUCAGACGGGCAGCCAGUGAAAUGGGGAUUCCUCAACUGGUUCUUAUCACCAAAAUUGAUGAAGCCUGUCCAAAAGUCAGACGAAAUAUCAAAUAUGCCUAUUGGAGCAAAUUCCUGAAGGAACAGGUUGACAAAUUCAUCUGUCUGCUGGGCAUGCCACUGAACUGCGUCUUUCUUGUGAAGAACUACCAUUCAGAGACCAGAAUAAGUGAUGACAUUGAUGCUCUGAUAUUGGUCGCACUGAGACAGAUCAUCUCCUUUGGCGAAGACUUCCUUAACAAACUGCAGGACUGAUGUACAACUGCUGAGGAACAUUUUGUACAUUUGAAACAUGAAAGAAAUGAUCUAACUCUGAUGUGCAUUAAUACUUGUUGCUUUUAUUCAAUGUCAAGCUUUUCAUGUAUCUAGUAUUCAUUAAAUUGUAGAAAAAAUCAUGACACACUUCAAAUUUGAGCUUAUAACUUGUUCAUACAUUUUUUAUUGCCUGUUAUUUUACUUAGUUGAAUACAAAAUGGUAACAUGAAACAACCUCCUGCUCAAAGACUGUGCUUUUUGUGUGUGGAAACAUGAAAAAAUAAUCACAUGAAUAAACUGAAAACCCUUUAAAAUGUACACCAGUCCAUUGUGAGUUAUGUUCUUUUGAGUGGUUAUUUCUGCUUGUCUUAAAAAAGAAAUCAACUCA
This is a messenger RNA of Acanthochromis polyacanthus (spiny chromis), 1237 nucleotides long. Its product is annotated as interferon-induced protein 44-like. The annotation marks the transcript as partial. The transcript has 6 exons. The record is from RefSeq and is a predicted model, not a curated record. NCBI's taxonomy places the organism in Eukaryota, Metazoa, Chordata, Actinopteri, Pomacentridae.